Molecule: messenger RNA, 1979 nt
Organism: Phaethon lepturus (White-tailed tropicbird)
Lineage: Eukaryota; Metazoa; Chordata; Aves; Phaethontiformes; Phaethontidae
Gene: EPHA8
Product: EPH receptor A8
Exons: 13
Biological process (GO): protein phosphorylation; axon guidance
Cellular component (GO): neuron projection
Molecular function (GO): protein binding; transmembrane-ephrin receptor activity; ATP binding
Source: RefSeq, a predicted model, not a curated record
GCCCCCCCUCUGCUCCUGUGAACCUGAUCUCCAGUGUAAACGGCACCUCAGUGACACUGGAGUGGGGCCCGCCCCUGGACAAGGGGGGACGUGCUGACAUCGUGUACAACGUGGUCUGCAGGCGCUGCGUGGGGGAUGCUGGCCAGUGCGAGGCGUGCGGCAGCGGGAUCCGCUUCGUGCCCCAGCAGAUGAGCCUGGUGCAGGGAGUGCUGACCGUCACCAACCUCCUGGCCCACACCAACUACUCCUUUUGGGUGGAGGCCGUCAACGGCGUGUCCGACCUCAGCCUGGAGUCCAGAAGAGCUGCAGUCGCCAACAUCACAACAAACCAGGCAGCCCCAUCCCAGGUGGUGGUGGUCCGCCAGGAGAGCACGGGCCAGAACAGCGUCACCUUGCUGUGGCAAGAGCCGGACCAGCCCAACGGCAUCAUCCUGGAGUAUGAGAUCAAGUACUACGAGAAGGACAAGGAAAUGCAGAGCUAUUCGACUCUGAAAUCCAAGGCCACCACUGCCACCAUCUCUGGGCUCAAGCCCGCAACCCGCUACAUUUUCCAGGUUCGGGCUCGCACGUCCGCUGGCUGCGGGAGAUUCAGUCAGACCGUGGAGGUGGAAACAGGGAAGCCCGUCUCUCUCCGAUACGACACAAUGACAAUUGUCUGGAUCUGCCUGACACUCAUCACUGGUCUUAUUGCAUUGCUGGUGGUCCUAAUCUGCAAGAAGAGGCACUGCGGGUACAGCAAGGCUUUCCAGGACUCCGAUGAGGAGAAGAUGCAUUAUCAGAAUGGGCAAGUAAAGUUCCCCGAGUCCAAGUUCUAUGUGGACCCACACACAUACGAGGACCCCUGCCAAGCCGUGCACGAGUUCACCCGUGAAAUUGAGGCCUCCCGGAUCAAGAUCGAGAAGGUCAUUGGGUCUGGGGAGUCUGGAGAGGUGUGCUACGGCCGCCUGAAGCUGCCAGGGAAGAGGGAGAUUCCUGUGGCCAUCAAGGCACUGAAAGCAGGCUACACGGAGAAGCAGAGACGGGACUUCCUGAGCGAAGCCAGCAUCAUGGCGCAGUUCGACCACCCGAACGUCAUCCAUCUGGAGGGGGUGGUGACGAGGAGCAAACUGGUAAUGAUUGUUACUGAAUACAUGGAGAACGGCUCGCUAGACACCUUCCUCAGGAAACAUGACGGGCAGUUCACCAUCAUCCAGCUGGUGGGUAUGUUGCGUGGCAUCGGAGCGGGUAUGAGGUACCUGUCUGACCUGGGCUAUGUGCACCGGGACCUGGCGGCCCGCAACAUCCUGGUGAACAGCAACCUGGUCUGCAAAGUGUCUGAUUUUGGCCUCUCACGCAUCCUGGAGGAUGACCCCGAUGCUGCGUACACCACCACGGGGGGGAAGAUCCCCAUUCGCUGGACGGCUCCAGAGGCCAUUGCAUACCGCAAGUUCUCCUCGGCCAGUGAUGUGUGGAGCUACGGCAUUGUCAUGUGGGAGGUGUUGGCCUACGGCGAGCGCCCGUACUGGAACAUGACCAACCGGGAUGUCAUUAACUCGGUGGAGGAAGGCUACCGCCUGCCAGCCCCCAUGGGAUGCCCCACAGCCCUGCACCAGCUCAUGCUGGAUUGCUGGCAGAAGGACCGCAGCGAGAGGCCACGUUUCUCACAGAUUGUCGGCAUCCUGGACAAGCUCAUCCGCAACCCUGACAACUUGAAGUGCACAGCCACCGUGAACCGGUUCACCCAAACACCCUUCGACAGGCGUCUCCUCGACCUGGCCAGCUGUCUGACAGUGGAGGACUGGCUGGACUCCAUCCGGCUGGGCCACUACCGGGACAACUUUGCCAUGGCAGGGUACUCCUCCCUGGGCAUGGUGAUGCGCAUGAACAUUGAGGACGUUCGGAGUUUGGGCAUCACCAUGAUGGGCCACCAGAAGAAGAUCUUGAGCAGCAUCCAGGCCAUGAAGUCCCACCUUUCAAAUGGCCCCAGGAGGCAUCUCUGA